AUGAAGGUUAGAAUCUGGAACCGCACCAAGCAGAACGCGGAAAAAUUUGCUCAGAUGGUGAAUGGACCGGUCCAGGUGUGUUCCUCGGUCCAGGAGGCUGUCCGCGGGGCCGAUGUGAUUGUCACAGUCACAAUGGCAACUCAGCCCAUCUUGCAUGGAGAGUGGGUAAAACCCAGAGCCCACGUCAAUGCUGUCGGAGCCAGCCGGCCUGAUUGGAGAGAACUAGAUGACGAUAUAAUGAGGAAUUCGGUAUUGUAUGUCGAUUCGAAAGAGGCAGCCCUGCGCGAAUCAGGAGACGUUAUUUUAUCGGGGGCAAGCGUUUUUGCAGAACUCGGCGAGGUGAUCUUGGGAAGCAAACCAACCCUGCGGGAGGAAACCACGGUGUUCAAAUCACUGGGAAUGGCCAUUGAAGACACCGUGACUGCAAAACUGGUCUUUGAAUCUUGGUCAGCCAGUGGAUGA
Molecule: messenger RNA, 462 nt
Organism: Protobothrops mucrosquamatus (brown spotted pit viper)
Lineage: Eukaryota; Metazoa; Chordata; Lepidosauria; Squamata; Viperidae
Product: ketimine reductase mu-crystallin-like
Exons: 4
Coding region: 1-462 (153 amino acids)
Biological process (GO): thyroid hormone metabolic process
Cellular component (GO): cytoplasm
Molecular function (GO): thyroid hormone binding
Source: RefSeq, a predicted model, not a curated record